UAGAUAUAAGGAUUUGGCUGCGUAGUGAUGUUGACAGGGACGCGGCAGCGGGAGCACUUCCACGCGAACAAGCUUUAUACGCUGGGGUUUAAGAUUGCCCGACUUUCUUGUUGAUAAUGGGAUUUUCUGCUGCUUCUGCGGCCUCUUCUGUCGGGCGUGGACGCUGGAGUGGUUUGAAUGAUUUCAAGGUCGCAUUUCGAGGAGGUUGAAGUCGGAAGUGUAGGCAGUGGUAUCAUUUCGGUGCAUUGUGAAUGUGGCUAUGGUAGGGUUUAAGGUCGAGUAAUUCACUCAAUUUUUGCGGAGAAGUUUAUUUUUCGCGGUGACAAGAGGCGUGGACAGGUAUUCUUUGGUGAGGUUGAGAAUGGUCGGGAUAUCCUAAUGCUUCUUCUGCCUCGGCCAAUUUCUCUGCAUACUUGGGCAUACAGGUGUAUUAUGCCCCCUACCAUGUUUCAAUGGCGAGCGUUAGCGACAUCUUUCUCUGUGCUGCCGUCGGAAGGGCUGGUGCAGAUAUCUGCGAAGGGGAAGCUGUUGGAUGCGCGUCUUUCUAAAAAGAGGCUUGUUCCGGCGGACCGAGCCGUUUUGUUAAGACCCUGUUAUGAUGGUGGGAAUAGUAAGCAGUUGCAGAGGCGCAGCAAGCAUGCUGCUUCUUUAGUCAAGAGUUGGGGUGGAGUGACGAGCAAUUCUGGUAGGAAGAAUUUCACCUACCCAGGGUUCUUGUCCGUGUAUAAUGCAGAUGGGAGUCUCUGUAGAGGUUUCUGCACAUCGCUCAAGGCUACCGAGAAGGUUGGUGGAGCUGCAAUCGCGACUACGGAAGCUGGAGAGCCUGUAGAAUAUAGUGUUCUUGCGGUGCAUGAGGUGAGUAUUUCCGAAGAUCGCCAUGAUAUCACCGGCGCUGAGUCUUCUGAAGCUGAUAGGGAUGUCGAAACUGAUUUUGAUGCGCACAAGAACACGGAUGCAAUUAUUGCAGAGACCGAUGCAGGCGAGAGAAUGCGAGAACGUAGAAGACGGUCGUUUGGAGCAAGUGUUGCGCGACAUCCAAAUGAGGCAUUCCCUGACCUUCUGACCGUUCCCGGGAUUGGAAUUCGCAACAUGGAGAAGUUAGUAUCGAAGGGAAUUGUAAAAGUAUCAGAGCUCAAGCAGUUGUAUCGUGACAAGUUUCGUGACAAUGGCUCGGAGAAGAUGGUGGAAUACUUGCGGAGUUCUGUAGGCAUCAUUCACAAGCACCACGCAGCGAGCAUCGCCAAAUAUAUCAGAGACAAGGUGGAGGCUGAGCUUGCUCCUAAAGACGAAGGAUCUCGCCCCAGGAAGCGAUUGACCUUCUGUGUGGAAGGUAAUAUCAGCGUCGGCAAGUCUACAUUCCUGCAGAGAAUAGCAAGUGAAACUCUUGAGCUGCAAGAUCUUGUUGAGAUCGUGCCCGAACCUGUUGGGAAAUGGCAAGAUGUCGGUGCCAACCAUCACAAUAUCCUUGAAUCGUUUUACAAGGAGCCCGAGCGGUAUGCAUACACAUUUCAGAACUACGUAUUUGUAACUCGUCUAAUGCAGGAGCGAGAGUCUGCUCAUGGUAUCAAGCCUCUGCGUUUGAUGGAGCGGAGUGUCUUCAGUGAUCGAAUGGUCUUUGUUCGUGCAGUACACGAGGCGAAGUGGAUGAGUGAGAUGGAAAUCAGCAUAUAUGACUCGUGGUUUAAUCCAGUUGUGUCAGAGCUUCCCGGAUUAGUUCCUGAUGCCUUUAUCUACCUUCGGGCUAGCCCAGACACAUGUAUGCAACGCCUACAUUCUCGAAAGAGACCAGAAGAAAACGGAGUAAGUCUUGAGUAUCUUCAAGGGCUUCAUGAAAAACACGAGCAAUGGCUUUUACCUGUUCAGUCGAGCAGUGGAGGGAUUCUUUCUAUCAAUCCAGCCCUGAGAGAGCCAAUGUCACCUCGAAUCCGUGAUCGGGUGUUCUACCUGGAGGGUGACCAUGUCCACUCAAGCAUUCAAAAGGUUCCUGCCUUGAUGUUGGACUGUGACACUAAUAUUGAUUUCAACAAAGAUGUCGAUGCCAAAACAGAGUACGCAAGACAGGUAGCAGAGUUCUUCGAGUAUGUGCAUCAAACAAAGGAGAAUCAAUCGGAGUCUGGAAGUCAGAUUGCUGUUCCACGCUCUGUAGGAUUGCUAGGACCUGAUGGAGCCGAACUUUUGGGCAAUACGCAAUUGGAUGCAGCAGACCUAAGCCGUCGAAUGUCUUCUCUCUGUGUAUAACCGGCAAGAACAUAUUUUCUAUUCCUGACAAGUUGAUAAAAUUUGACUUCCCAUUAAAUGGAGUACUGGGAAGCUUGGACUUGGACUCAGCCAGGGACUGGAUUCAUACUGUAUAGCUGAUCAUCGAAUUAAGUCUCGUCUUUAUUAGCAAGGGCGAAUGUGGUUAGAGACUUCUGGGCGCAUGCAUUAUUGCCGUUACGGUUCCAAUUGAAGCUCUAGCAUGUGGACACGACGUUCAGCAAUUAUUACUUCGACUAUCACACGGCUUGAUUUGGCAAAGGUUACAGGAAUACGGAUAGACACUGCUUAGGAGUCUUAGGGGCUCUAGACCGGAUUAGUCUAGUAUGCUUGCCUCGUCAUCACAGUUUCAGUUUUUGACAGGUGCAUGCCAGGGUACUGUCAAAAGAUUGUUGGCAAUCAAGUCCUUCUGGCCCUUCCAAAAUAUUGGAUCAGUUUUUAGGAAAUCUCAUUCUUUUUUUUGAACACUGGUGUGGCGUAGCACUGGAUUCUGUACUGGUUUGGGAGUCAUCCAACCUGCUUGUUGUAACUCUGAGAUUGCCCUUUAGUUUUAGCUUGUAAAGGCUUGGGUUCUCUGUUCUUACUGUGUUUUGUGAACAUAACAAUGUACAAGCAGACACAUUUGUACCAUUGCUGCGGCAUUUUUAUUUCA
Messenger RNA from Physcomitrium patens, 2908 nucleotides. RefSeq lists its product as uncharacterized. Gene Ontology annotation, cellular component: cytoplasm. The record is from RefSeq and is a predicted model, not a curated record. Lineage: Eukaryota; Viridiplantae; Streptophyta; Bryopsida; Funariales; Funariaceae. Gene Ontology annotation, molecular function: deoxynucleoside kinase activity.